Messenger RNA from Syzygium oleosum, 1891 nucleotides. RefSeq names its product lipoamide acyltransferase component of branched-chain alpha-keto acid dehydrogenase complex, mitochondrial. Gene Ontology annotation, cellular component: mitochondrion; cytoplasm. Bases 150 to 1688 code for a protein of 512 amino acids. The record is from RefSeq and is a predicted model, not a curated record. NCBI's taxonomy places the organism in Eukaryota, Viridiplantae, Streptophyta, Magnoliopsida, Myrtales, Myrtaceae. Gene Ontology annotation, molecular function: lipoic acid binding; acetyltransferase activity. The transcript is spliced from 8 exons.
GUGCCAUAAAAAACUAAUCUUCCUCAUCUACCGCGAGGCCAACCUUGCCAACCUCAAGUCCGACCAAAACCGAAUAUUCCGUCUCCCGCUCGCUCCCUGACAGCAUCGGAUCCCGGCCGGAACGUCCCGAUCGGCGACGGGGGACGGCGAUGAUCGUCCGGAGAGCUUGGCACGACCUGCGCCGGAGUUGCCGCCGGCGGUGGCCGAUCCCGGUCGCCCGUCAGGUUCCAUGUCCGGCGCCGGAGGUCGGGGGGCCUCCGGCUCGGGGCGGCGGCGCGAAGCCGGGCCGCUCUUCUCCGCUCGCGGCCGCGGCGUUUCGCUCCAGCGGUCUUGGAGCCCGAUUCGAAGAUUUCUGUGGAAUGAAGUCGCGUGGCUUGUCGAGCGAUGCGUUGAGGGAUGUUCCUGUGGCUGGAAUGGUCGAUGUGCCGUUGGCACAGACAGGCGAAGGCAUCGCCGAGUGCGAGCUUCUCAAAUGGUUUGUUCAAGAGGGGGAUCUGAUCGAAGAAUUCCAACCACUCUGUGAAGUUCAGAGUGACAAAGCGACCAUAGAAAUAACAAGUCGGUACAAAGGAAAAGUUGCCCAUAUCAAUCACGUUCCUGGUGAUAUAGUGAAGGUUGGAGAGACUCUUCUAAAGAUGGCUGUUGAGGAGCCACAUCUUCUGAUGGAGGCUUGUGAUCGUUUAGAAAAUGUCAAUUCUCCAACUUCUGAGAUGAUAAAAAGCAAAAAAUGUGGAGUCCUGUCAACACCAGCAGUUCGAGGUCUUGCCAAAGAAUAUGGCAUAGACAUAACUGAUGUGCAUGGUACUGGAACAGAUGGCAGAGUGCUAAAGGAAGAUGUUCUUAGAUAUGCUACUGACAAAAGAAUUAUGGAAGGUAGUUCUGCCUCUCUGGGUACUGAUCACGAGGAUCAGUUUUUGGGAGGGGCACAGACUCGCCAAAAUGUAUCAGCUAAAUCUGGAUGGCAUUACAAUGAUGAAACGAUUCCCUUGAGCUCUAACGUGUCCUUCAGGGGAUUCCAGCGAGCAAUGGUCAAAUCAAUGUCCUUGGCUGCAAAAGUACCCCAUUUUCAUUAUGUGGAAGAGAUAAACUGUGAUGCUCUGGUGGAGCUUAAAGCAUCUUUCCAGGACAAUAACACAGAUCCAGAUGUCAAGCACACUUUUCUACCGUUGUUGAUAAAGGCACUUUCAAUGGCUUUAAGCAAAUAUCCCAUUAUGAACAGUUGCUUCACUGAGGAAUUAUUUGAAGUCAUCCUUAAAGGUUCACACAAUAUAGGAAUUGCAAUGGCUACUCCAAACGGUCUUGUUGUACCAAACAUUAAAAAUGUUCAGUCUCUGUCUAUCUUGGAGAUAACAAAGGAGCUGUCACGGUUGCAACAAUUUGCCUUGACUAACAAGCUCAAUCCAGAAGAUAUAUCUGGCGGAACGAUAACGUUAAGCAACAUUGGAGCAAUUGGUGGGAAGUUUGGUUCCCCCCUUCUGAACUUGCCUGAAGUUGCCAUCAUUGCUAUUGGGCGGAUCCAGAAGGCUCCACAGUUUGCAGAUGAUGGAGAUGUGUAUCCAGUAUCUAUCAUGACUGUAAACGUGGGUGCGGAUCACAGAGUCCUGGACGGAGCUACGGUGGCCAGAUUCUGCAACGAGUGGAAGCGAUACGUGGAAAAGCCGGAGUUGCUGAUGCUGCAAAUGAGGUGAUCCUGCAACAAAUACAGGUCACCAUAUCUCCUUAGUUGUCUGUGUAUAUGCUGUAGAUGGCAAUAAAAAGAGCAGUUGUAGUUUCUCGGGUGAACCAACAGAAUACCUACAUGUCCGAAAGGACGAAACAUCAAUUGUUAUGCAAGUGCUGGGGUUGAAAUGAUUCCCUGGCGAGACCGAGAAAUGCCAUCGGACUUUCCCAA